This is a messenger RNA of Dichomitus squalens LYAD-421 SS1, 384 nucleotides long. RefSeq lists its product as uncharacterized. The transcript has 2 exons. The record is from RefSeq and is a predicted model, not a curated record. The coding region runs from base 1 to 384 and encodes 127 amino acids. Lineage: Eukaryota; Fungi; Basidiomycota; Agaricomycetes; Polyporales; Polyporaceae.
AUGGCAGGCGGAGCAGGCGGGAAGUGGAAGACAGGAGGCGGGAGACGGUGCAGUUACCACAUCGCGACGUGCCAGGACGGCGAUGGGAACCCGAUCGCGUCCGACCUCAACGUCUGGAUCCAGACGGGCGCGUACGUGCUCAUCGCGUACUCGGAGAUCUUCGCGUCCAUCACCGCGAUUGGCGAGGUGUUCGUGUCGUUGUCCUCCGACCUGCCGUUUUUCCGCCACUUCGACGCGGCCGAGGUGGGAGGCGGGAGGCGGGAGGCGGGACACGGGAGGAGGCGGGAGGCGGGAGGCGGGACACGGGAGGAGGCGGGAGGCGGGAGGCGGGAGGCCAGAGACACGUGGCUGAUCGCAAAGCGUAGACGCCCAGGCGCGCAUUAG